Messenger RNA from Rhinopithecus roxellana (golden snub-nosed monkey), 1959 nucleotides. Its product is annotated as carcinoembryonic antigen-related cell adhesion molecule 5-like. Gene Ontology annotation, biological process: regulation of immune system process; signal transduction. Lineage: Eukaryota; Metazoa; Chordata; Mammalia; Primates; Cercopithecidae. Gene Ontology annotation, molecular function: protein tyrosine kinase binding. The transcript has 8 exons. Gene Ontology annotation, cellular component: plasma membrane; cell surface. The coding region runs from base 149 to 1732 and encodes 527 amino acids. The record is from RefSeq and is a predicted model, not a curated record.
GAUGCCAAGAAGUACUCCUGCGGUAGGAGGAGACUCAGGGCAGAGGGAGGAAGGACAGCAGACCAGGCAGUCACAGCCACCCUGACAAGAGCAUUCCUGGAACUCAAGAUCUUCUCCACAGAAGAGGACAGAGCAGACAGCAGAGACCAUGGGGUCUCCCUCAGUCCCUCCUUACAGAUGGUGCAUCCCCUGGCAGAGGCUCCUGCUUACAGCCUCACUUCUAACCUUCUGGAACCCGCCCACCACUGCCCAGCUCACUAUUGAAUCCAGGCCAUUCAAUGUCACAGAGGGGAAGGAGGUUCUUCUACUUGCCCACAAUCUGCCCCAGAAUCUUUUGGGCUACAUCUGGUACAAAGGAGAAAGAGUGGAUGCCAACGGUCGAAUUGGAUCACAUGUAAUAGGAAAUCAACAAACUACCCCAGGGCCCGCACACAGCGGUCGAGAGACAAUAUACUCCAAUGCAUCUCUGCUGAUCCAGAACGUCACCCAGAAUGACACAGGAUCCUACACCCUACAAGCCAUAAAGGAAGAUCUUGUGAAUGAAGAAGCAACUGGCCAGUUCCGGGUAUAUCUGGAGCUGCCCAAGCCCUACAUCAUCAGCAACAACUCCAACCCCGUGGAGGACAAGGAUGCUGUGACCUUAACCUGUGAACCUGAGACUCAGGACACAACCUAUCUGUGGUGGAUAAACAAUCAGAGCCUCCCGGUCAGUCCCAGGCUGGAGCUGUCCAGUGACAACAGGACCCUCACUCUACUCAAUGUUCCAAGAAAUGACACAGCGUUCUACGAAUGUGAAACCCAGAACCCAGUGAGUGUCAGACGCAGCGACGCAGUCACCCUGAAUGUCCUCUAUGGUCCAGAUGCGCCCACCAUUUCCCCUCUAAACACAUCUUACAGAGCAGGGGAAAAUCUGAACCUCUCCUGCCAUGCAGCCUCUAACCCAUCUGCACAGUACUCUUGGUUUGUCAAUGGGGUGUUCCAGCAAUCCACACAAGAGCUCUUUAUCCCCAACAUCACCAUGAAUAAUAGCGGAUCCUAUAUGUGCCAAGCCCAUAACUCAGCCACUGGCCUCAAUAGGACCACAGUCAUGGCGAUCACAGUCUAUGCAGAGCUGCCCAAGCCCUACAUCACCAGCAACAACUCCAACCCCGUGGAGGACAAGGAUGCUGUGACCUUAACCUGUGGAUCUGAGGCUCAGGACCCAACCUAUCUGUGGUGGGUAAAUGGUCAGAGCCUCCUGGUCAGUCCCAGGCUGCAGCUCUCCAAUGGCAACAGGACCCUCACUCUACUCAAUGUCACAAGGAAUGACACAGGACGCUAUGAAUGUGGAAUCCAGGACUCAGUGAGUGCAAAGCGCAGCAACCCAGUCACCCUGAAUGUCCUCUAUGGCCCGGACACCCCCAUCAUAUCCCCCCCAGACUUGUCUUACAAUUCGGGAGCAAAUCUCAACCUCUCCUGCCACGCGGACUCUAACCCAUCCCCACAGUAUUCUUGGCUUAUCAAUGGGACACUGCAGCAACACACAAAAGUUCUCUUUAUCUCCAAAAUCACAUCAAACAAUAACGGGGCCUAUGCCUGUUUUGUCUCUAACUUGGAUACUGGUCGCAAUAACUCCAUAGUCAAGAACAUCUCAGUCUCCUCUGGCAGUUCAGCACCUGGAAAUUCUGGUCUCUCAGCUAGGGCCACUGUCGGCAUCAUAAUUGGAGUGCUGGUUGGGGUUGCUCUGAUAUAGCAGCCCUGGUGUAGUUUCUACAAUUAAGAAAGACUGACAGUUGUUUUGAUUCUUCCUUAAAGCAUCUGCAACAGCUACAGUCUAAAAUUGCUUCUUUACCAAGGAUAUUUAUAGAAAAGACUCUGACCAGAGAUCGAGACCAUCCUAACCAAUAUGGUGAAACCCCAUCUCUACGAAAUUGGCUGGGCUUGGUGGCGCGCUCCUGUAGUCCCAGCUACUUGGGAGGC